Lachancea thermotolerans CBS 6340 is the source of this 297-nucleotide messenger RNA. RefSeq names its product KLTH0F12980p. The record is from RefSeq and is a predicted model, not a curated record. The transcript has a single exon. NCBI's taxonomy places the organism in Eukaryota, Fungi, Ascomycota, Saccharomycetes, Saccharomycetales, Saccharomycetaceae. The coding region runs from base 1 to 297 and encodes 98 amino acids.
AUGUGGAAAGUAAUCACUAACAAGUUAAGGAGAGGAAGCACUAAAAGCAUGGUUCAUACGCCAGAGGAGAAGCAGGAUCAAAACUUCUCUAAUUCAGCUGGUUUUCUCGAGACCUUCAAGCAGCUUCAAGAGGGAGAAAAGACGGCUGAAAAGCUUGAAAGUAUGCUUGACAAGCUUGAAGGAAAACUCGAAGAGCUACUUUCGCAGGCCGAUGCUGUGAUCCAAGAACCCCACAAUAAGCCAGCCAACUCGAAACCAGAGUCCAGAAUUGACGCUCAAGGUAAAACUUCAAAUUAA